Molecule: messenger RNA, 1819 nt
Organism: Stylophora pistillata
Lineage: Eukaryota; Metazoa; Cnidaria; Anthozoa; Scleractinia; Pocilloporidae
Product: S-adenosylmethionine synthase
Biological process (GO): S-adenosylmethionine biosynthetic process
Molecular function (GO): ATP binding; methionine adenosyltransferase activity
Source: RefSeq, a predicted model, not a curated record
CAAGAUAGGGUGGAAAACUGUCAUGAGUCACAUUUUAUAUAACGCGAACUCUUACGAAGAGCUGAUUAGUCCUUUUCCAAAACGAUUCAAGAUGAACACCACAGAUACGCAGAACAACACUUUCCUCUUCACUUCUGAAUCCGUUGGUGAGGGACAUCCCGACAAGAUCUGCGACCAGGUUUCUGACGCUAUCCUGGAUGCCCAUCUUAAACAGGAUCCCGAUGCUAAAGUCGCGUGUGAAACCGUUUCCAAGACUGGCAUGAUUCUUGUGUGCGGUGAGAUCACAUCCAAGGCUGUUGUUGAUUAUCAAACCGUUAUUCGUGACACAAUCAAGAAAAUUGGUUAUGAUGACUCAAACAAAGGCUUUGAUUACAAGACAUGCAAUGUGUUAGUUGCCCUUGAACAGCAAAGCCCUGACAUUGCCAUGGGUGUACACACGGGUAGAAAGGAGGAAGAUAUUGGUGCUGGUGACCAAGGUCUUAUGUUUGGCUAUGCCACUGAUGAGACAGAGGAACUUAUGCCUCUGACAGUAGUCUUGGCUCAUAACUUGAACCGAAAGCUUGCAGAGAAGAGGCGUGAUGGAUCCAUGUCCUGGCUGCGACCUGACUCCAAGACCCAAGUCACUGUUGAGUACAAAUCUGAAGGAGGUGCAGCCAUCCCUCUCAGGGUUCAUACCAUUGUUAUUUCCACCCAACAUGAACCAGAUAUCACUCUGGAAGAACAGAGAAGGCAGCUCAGGGAGAAAAUCAUUAAUGAAGUCGUCCCUGCUAAGUAUCUUGAUGAUAGUACUAUUUAUCAUCUUCAACCAUCUGGUGCAUUUGUGAUUGGAGGCCCUCAGGGUGAUGCUGGUCUGACGGGAAGAAAGAUUAUUGUAGACACUUAUGGCGGAUGGGGUGCACAUGGUGGUGGUGCCUUCUCUGGAAAGGACUACACUAAGGUUGACAGGUCUGGUGCUUAUGCAGCACGAUGGAUUGCCAAGUCUCUUGUUGCAGCUAAGCUGUGCCGGCGUGCUCUUGUUCAAGUCUCGUAUGCCAUUGGUAUUGCUGAGCCUCUUUCAAUCACAGUGUUCUCUUAUGGAACUGGCAAGAAGACUGAAGAUGAACUCUUGAAAAUUGUUAGGGACAACUUUGACCUUCGCCCAGGAAUGAUUGUCAAAGAUCUUAAGCUGAAGAAUCCCAUCUAUCAAGAUUCAUGCACCUAUGGUCAUUUUAAACCUGGCCCUGGCUUCACGUGGGAAGUUCCUAAGAAGCUAGUUUAUUAAACAAAUUUGCAAUUUUGACACUUGGAAACAUGUAGAGGAAAGUGACCCUUGGAUUGGACUCAGAUGAUUCAACCUAAAAUUAGAUUUUAAAAGCCUCUAAAUAUAAAUACUCCAAAGUAGAAAAACAUGAGUUAUCACUGUCUUAGUUUACUAUAUGUAUUUUCAUUUAUUCCAAAUGCACAGUGUAUCGGGUAAUUUGUAUUUGCUAGUGUGGCUCUUGUAUUCUGCUGUAAAAAGCAAUAAGCUUCUUUAAGGAAAAGUAAUGUGAAAACAGAAAAGUUAAAUAUUUUAUAUUAACAAGAAGAGGGAGCAGUAUAGGACCUGUGGCAAAGUACAACCAAACUAAAUUAUGUUUAUUUAUUAUCUGGUGAACAGUCAGUCUCCCAGCCUGUUGGAGCAACCAAAGAAACUUGACAACUGAAUGAACACAUGGAGAUGUCAAGUAUUUGUCAUUAUUGUGUUUUUAAUUUUUUUGUUUGUUUCUUGGUUAAUUGUAUGAUGCCGUUGAAGAAUGUAAUCCAAUAAGAAUAAAAGGACAAGGAAUGGUUAUUUCAUAAA